AUGGAGCCGGCCGGGCCCUGUGGCUUCUGCCCGGCGGGGGAGGCCCAGCCAGCGCGUUACACCUGCCCUCGCUGUAAUGCGCCCUACUGCUCGCUGCGCUGCUACCGGACGCAUGGCACCUGCGCAGAAAACUUCUACCGUGACCAGGUGCUGGGAGAGCUCCGCGGCCGCAGCGCUCCUCCCAGCCGCCUAGCAAGCGCCCUACGCCGGCUGCGUCAGCAACGCGAGACCGAGGACGAGCCUGGGGAAGCAGGCCUCAGCUCCGGCCCGGCGCCCGGCGGCCUAUCGGGACUCUGGGAGCGGCUGGCGCCGGGCGAAAAAGCUGCCUUCGAGCGGCUGCUGAGCCGCGGUGAGGCCGGGCGGCUGCUGCCUCCAUGGCGGCCGUGGUGGUGGAACCGCGGAGCCGGACCGCGGCUUCUGGAGGAGCUGGAUAAUGCCCCGGGUAGUGACGCCGCGGAGCUGGAGCCCGCCCCUGCGAGGACCCCGCCGGAAUCUGUGAAAGAUGCCUCCGCCGCGGAGCCCGCGGCCGCCGAGCGGGUUCUUGGAGAUGUCCCGGGGGCCUGCACGCCCGUCGUACCCACCCGCAUCCCCGCGCUAGUCAGCCUGAGCCGCGGCCCAGUCUCACCGCUCGUGCGCUUCCAGCUGCCCAAUGUGCUGUUCGCCUACGCGCAUACUCUCGCACUGUAUCACGGCGGUGACGACGCGCUGCUCUCUGACUUCUGUGCCACACUGCUCGGCGUUUCCGGAGCCCUGGGUGCCCAGCAAGUCUUCGCCUCUGCGGAAGAAGCCCUGCAGGCCGCAGCCCACAUGCUGGAAGCAGGCGAGCACCCGCCGGGGCCCCUGGGCACACGAGGAGCUAUGUACGAGGUCGCCCGCAUCCUGCUGGGCGAGGGCCCGACCAACCAGAAAGGCUACACGCUGGCAGCACUGGGGGACCUGGCACAGACCCUGGGCCGUGCCCGGAAACAGGCCGUGGCUAGAGAAGAGCGAGAUCAUCUUUACCGGGCCCGGAAAAAGUGCCAGUUCCUCCUGGCCUGGACCAACGAAAAUGAGGCGGCCCUCACACCCCUGGCUCUAGACUGCGCCAGGGCUCACCAAGCCCAUGCUGUGGCAGCCGAGGAGGUGGCCGCCCUCACUGGGGAGCUGGAGCGGCUUUGGGGAGGCCCCGUGCCACCUGCCCCAAGGACUCUCAUUGAGGAGCUCCCUAGCUGAACGGGUUACCCUGGUCAUUAAUAAAGCUGUGACUGGUCA
Gorilla gorilla gorilla (western lowland gorilla) is the source of this 1251-nucleotide messenger RNA. It is a transcript of the gene ZNHIT2, whose product is annotated as zinc finger HIT-type containing 2. Lineage: Eukaryota; Metazoa; Chordata; Mammalia; Primates; Hominidae. Bases 1 to 1212 code for a protein of 403 amino acids. The transcript has a single exon. The record is from RefSeq and is a predicted model, not a curated record.